Trichomonas vaginalis G3 is the source of this 1440-nucleotide messenger RNA. RefSeq lists its product as uncharacterized. The record is from RefSeq and is a predicted model, not a curated record. NCBI's taxonomy places the organism in Eukaryota, Parabasalia, Trichomonadida, Trichomonadidae. Bases 1 to 1440 code for a protein of 479 amino acids. The transcript has a single exon.
AUGGCUGAAAAAUCAAAUGAAGAUCAGUUCGGACGUGUUCUUCAAUCAGCAUUUGAUUAUUCAUCUAUUUUCGUUAUCCAAAUCGCAUUGAGUUCUCCAAUGUUGAAACAGACAUUGGAACGAAAUGGAAUUGUUUUCGUUCAAAGAAUGAGUUUCAACAAAUUAAGAUGUGAUGCAUUGGAUAUUUGUUUGACUUGUACACGUAAUUUAGCUUCUACAUUGUUUAUAAGACAAGGAAAACUCCCACAAGAACUCGAGAACACGAAACCUCCUAUUGCAGAAGGUUGUGAUUAUUUAAUUCGUGCUUUCGAAUUAAGUUUACAUGAAGCAGAUGAUAUUUCAAAGAAUUUAGAUCACGAUGUUUCAAAUGAAACAAGAUUUGAUUUAAGAGGAACAACAGCAUUAAAAGCUAAAUCUCGUGCAAGGAAUUCAGAGUUUUCUGAAACAGUUGAUUCUAUUGAUCGAUUAUGUCAUUCCAUGCUUCAUUUGUUUAGAUGUUUGUGUUUCUAUUGGCGUGAGAAAACGGAAGACUUUUCUAAAUCUUUGUUUGAUUAUUUGCGGAAUUUAGUUUCACAAGAAAUUCCUUUCUGCAAAUCACAGCCACAUCCAAUUUACAUGAUCCAUCAUUGUGCAGAAGAAAUGAUAUUAUAUGCUUUGAAGAUGCCAACGAAUUCACCUGCAAGAGAAUCAUGUCAAUUCAUGGAUGAAUUGCUUCCACAAAUUAUGUCGCAUGAUUUCAGUUUCUUGAUGAUUUGUGUUGAUAAAGAUAUCAGCGAAAUCCAACUUCCUCAUCGAUAUGAAAGCGGAAGAAAGAUCAGAUUUGAUUUAUUCGAAGCAUGUAUUGAAGGUCAAUCACUCACAUUAUCAGAUUUAGUUCGAUUUGUUGUUGAAGACAUGUUACACAAUGAAACAAGGCUUUUCGGACGUCCUGUCAUUCGUGAAGAAGCAUGUCGAAUGCUUAUCAGUGCGAUGAGGAAACGAGAAAGUAUCAAGAUUUCUAUCAAGAAGAUUGCCGAUGAAUUUGUUCUUGCAAACUUUUUAGACAGAGAAAGAACAUUGGUUGAAUCAUCAGGAGAUUCAUACAUCGUUAACACAUCUAUUGAAUUACUUCGAAGUGUUCGAAAUUGUUCAGGUUUCUUUGAAGACAAAUUCCUUCAGUCUUCUUCGAGACUGCUUGAAGAUGUUUGUGCUCGAUACACACGUGUUUAUGAUGACCAAGAAAUCUCAAUGAUGCAGCCUCCGAAAAUUCACAACCAAUCAAUUCUCAUUCCUAAACUUUCACUUCAACGAAAUGAAAGUGUUUCACAAACAGCAAGACCACAAACAACAAUGUCUAUGCGACUUCCUUCAUCACGUGUAGAAACUAAGACACCUAACUUGAUAUCUUCACGUCGUCCUCAAACUGUUAUUCGCAAAUCACUCACAUCUAGACCAAAAUAA